Molecule: messenger RNA, 2250 nt
Organism: Bombus huntii
Lineage: Eukaryota; Metazoa; Arthropoda; Insecta; Hymenoptera; Apidae
Exons: 3
Coding region: 1350-1760 (136 amino acids)
Source: RefSeq, a predicted model, not a curated record
UCCUUCGCACUGACACACCUCUCCGAAUCUUCUUCGCGGAAUGCGAGCUGGAACGUCGGUAGUGCGGGAUUAAACACGUCACGGUACCAACGCGCCGCGGAUCCGGUGUCUGGUUGAACGUCAGAUGCUAGAGCACGUCACUUUCGACCAAUCUGAGCGUAGAUGAGCACACUAGCGACCAAUCGUUGCAAAGAAACGCUGCAGUGGGAAGAAAUCUGACACGUAGAUUCGAUAUGGGACCAGGGAAGUUCCAGUCGAUAAUCGUAUUUUUCCACUUUUCGACACUCGUAACUUAAGUCGCCCUACGACUAAAAUUCUCCCAUAUUCUAUAAUCAUGUUAGGGAGGUUUGAGAUUUAUUUUUGAACGAGAAGUUUGUUUGAAGCGGAAAGUAAUGUUACUGCGUAUAAAGACGAGCAGAAAGCCACUACUUAUGUAAAUAUUUGUGUCGCUCUUCUAGUGACAUAUAGUGUGAGGUCUGUUGCAUGAUGUAAAAGUAUAGGUUCGUUCGAGCACAUUGAAACAAUGGUUACGUGACAACGUACUAGGUCAGUUACAUAAAAAUGUGAUGUAUUUGUUUUUUUGCGGUAUGCGACUAAUCUAUUUUGGAAUACGCCGCAUUAAUAAUUCAGCAACUUUAUCGUUGGAGUGAAUCAGUUCCGCGAAGAACGUAACGUGUUACCAGAUGGAGUUGAUGGUACGUGUUACGUAUCCACGUGAUACGAUUACGAAAAUGGAUAAUAUUUGGAACUACGCAACAUUUUCAUUUACGACCAUGAUCACUUUGUUUAUUAAUAAUUUAUUUUUUUUUAUGUCAUUAAUUUAAAAAUAAAUACAUUAAAAAUUUGUUUAACAUCAUAUCAUAGAUCGUAUAAUUAAUAUAAGAUAAACGAUGCGAUAUAAUAAAAUUAAUUACGUGUAAUUAAUCACAUUUAAUUAAUGAAUCAACUGUUUCAAAACUAAAUACACAUAAUAUUCUGGACAUUUUAAAUACAUUAGGAGUUACGUAAUGAUUAAUCACAAUGUUUAAUGAUAAAGCACAAUUAUGAUGCAACCUCUUACGAACUGUCACUAUAGCGAAAUACCUAUAACCAAAUUUUACACUUUGGAACGCCUGCGUUAAACUUAUAUCGAAAUGACUGGAAUCGAAACAACGAACAACUAUUCUGUCGAUCAAACAGUCAAUUCGUCGUUACUCCUCCAUCCAACGUACUAACCCAAACCACAAUGAACAAACAAGAAAAAUAAUAUUCUCAAAAAAAUAGGGAAAAAUGUAGUUGAAUACAAGACAUCGUAAUUAAUCUAUUAACUCGGCAAUCAUACAACUGGAACAAAGCAAACAUAACUCGUGAUGCAUAAAUUAGAUUCCACGGAUUUCGCAGACCACGUAAAGUUGCUAUUGGAACUGAUGACAGGCAAUUCUAAGCAAGAAUCGGUAAACCACGAAAACAAGGACUAUAUUAUCAGCUCCGAUGAAUCAGAUAUCGAGAACGAAGAUAACGACAAGACAAAUGAAAACGAACAGAAUUUUGGAAAUGGACGUGAUUACGACACGAUUUUUCGCUUAAGCAAAUCCUAUGAAGAUCACGCGAGGAACACGCGAAAACACUUAAAACCGGACACGCGUAAAGAUGCCUGGAACGAUUUUGUGUUCGAGGACAAAAUGUACAGAGUAAUCCCUUUAAGAUUGGACGAAAAAAUAUUCAAAUCAAAAUACACAACUUCCACUAAUAAGAGUCGAUUCAAACAAAAUGAUAAAUAAUAAAAAAAACAGAAAAAACAAUAUCUUAUCGUAAUAUUUAUUUAUAUGGCAAAUUUUAUUAAUCGACAGACUGUAGAUAUUCGCGUAAUUGUAGCACAUUUAAAAGUGGAAAAAUGUACAGUAUGCAGUAACGUAAUAUCCAAAUUAAGAUAUUCAUUGUAACGUUUGAUCAGCGAAAUAAGUUUUUUCCUUAGUUUUUUAUUUUUAGUUGCUUUUUUAGUUUGUUUAGCCCUCGCCGUUCCAAUUACGUUCACAAAAAAUUAUGUUCCCGUUUAUCGAGGUUUUUAUGAUAAAAAUGAACAGUAGCUUGGAUUAAUUGAAAUCCAACUUUGAUAAAUAUAAAUCCACCUAAAUGGCGGGAUAAGCAAUACAGAAGAGAAAACGGUAUUCUAGCAGAAUAUAUAUUUAAACUACAAAAUCCAGUUUCAAUCCAUAAAAAUUAAUCCAAACGAAAGGAUAAGUAGUAAAAAGGAAGCAGCAUUUCUUCGUA